CGGUGCUUUAGUUGUGAAGAGUUCAUUGAGGGAGAAGUGGUCUCAGCAUUGGGCAAAACCUAUCACCCAGACUGUUUUGUGUGUGCUGUCUGCAGGCUGCCUUUCCCUGCGGGCGACAGGGUAACUUUUAACGGGAAGGAAUGCAUCUGCCAGAAAUGUUCCCUGCCCCCUUCCAGCAGCACUGGCUCGUUCCCGGUACAGAACCUGCGGAGUUGUGGGGGCUGUGGUUCAGAAAUAAAAAAUGGGCAGUCACUGGUUGCCUUGGACAAACACUGGCAUUUGGGCUGUUUUAAGUGCAAUACUUGCGGCAAGCUGCUGAACGCAGAGUACAUCAGCAAGGAUGGCAUUCCAUACUGCGAAACGGACUAUCAUGCGAAGUUUGGUAUCAGAUGUGACAAUUGUGAAAAGUACAUCACAGGAAGAGUGCUUGAGGCAGGAGAAAAACAUUAUCACCCAACGUGCGCACGAUGUGUCAGGUGCAGUCAGAUGUUUGCAGAAGGAGAAGAAAUGUAUCUGCAAGGUACAUCCAUUUGGCAUCCAGUUUGUAGACAGGCUGCAAAGGCUGAAGAAAAAAACAAGGAAACAAGGACUUCAUCUGAGAGUAUUAUUUCUGUACCUGCUUCAAGUACAUCAGGUUCCCCAAGCCGUGUGAUCUAUGCAAAGCUUGGAGAUGAAAUUCUUGACUACAGGGAUUUGGCUGCUCUUCCUAAAAAUAAAGCCAUCUAUAACAUUGACCGCCCAGAUAUGAUCUCCUAUUCUCCAUAUAUCAGUUACUCUUCAGAUGACAGGCAUAGUUACGGGGAGUCACCUCAGUUGCUCUCUCCAACACCUACUGAGGGUGACCAAGAUGACAGAUCUUUCAAGCAGUACAGGACAUCAAGUCCUAGCUCUGCUGGCUCACUGGGCUAUGGUCGCUACACUCCAACUUCCCAUUCUCCUCAGCAUUACAGCAGACCAGACACGGGCGUAAAAGAUAACAUCUAUAGGAAACCUCCUAUCUACAAACAGCAUGCAGCAAGAAGAUCAGAAGGGGAGGAUGGAAGUUUGGAUCAGGACAACAAGAAGCUAAAGACCAGUUGGCUUAUUCUGAAAGGGGAUAUGGACACCAGAACUAAUUCCCCAGAUUCAGACACCCGGUCCCUGUCUCUUACUGCCAGAAGUGACAGAGAAAACUUCCCCAGGGCGCAGGAGGGCACAACUGCUGGCUACUCCCGAUUCCCAUAUUCUAAAUCUGCUUCUCUACCUGGCUAUGGCAAGAAUGGCUUACAUCAGAGACCUGAAAAUAUGGGCCAAUAUGAAAUGGACCAGGAGGCGACCUGGGGGAUGAAAGAAUACAAGAUUUAUCCUUAUGAAACACUUAUUGUAACAAACCGAGUUCGUGUGAAAUUGCCGAAGGAUGUGGACAGGACCAGGCUGGAGAGGCACUUGUCCCCUGAAGAGUUCCAGGAAGUCUUCAAAAUGAGCAUUGAGGAAUUUGAUCGUCUGGCACUUUGGAAGCGGAAUGACCUGAAGAAAAAGGCCCUGCUUUUCUAG
This is a messenger RNA of Chaetura pelagica (chimney swift), 1533 nucleotides long. It is a transcript of the gene ABLIM2, whose product is annotated as actin binding LIM protein family, member 2. The record is from RefSeq and is a predicted model, not a curated record. Lineage: Eukaryota; Metazoa; Chordata; Aves; Apodiformes; Apodidae. Gene Ontology annotation, biological process: lamellipodium assembly; cytoskeleton organization. Gene Ontology annotation, cellular component: actin cytoskeleton. Gene Ontology annotation, molecular function: actin filament binding. The coding region runs from base 487 to 1533 and encodes 348 amino acids. The transcript is spliced from 19 exons.